AUGAAACAAAUUGGACACAUAAAUAUCUGGAAUUCUGAUAUUUUUACGCUGGUCGUCUUGCGAAACCAAUUACCACAACAUAUACGAUUAGGAAAAAGGUAA
Messenger RNA from Brugia malayi, 102 nucleotides. RefSeq lists its product as uncharacterized. The record is from RefSeq and is a predicted model, not a curated record. The transcript has a single exon. Bases 1 to 102 code for a protein of 33 amino acids. NCBI's taxonomy places the organism in Eukaryota, Metazoa, Nematoda, Chromadorea, Rhabditida, Onchocercidae.